CGGAGAUGAAAUGUGAGCCCGGGUGGCCCAGGACUCAGGAGCGGGCUGCUUCGUCUUCCGCCUGAACGCCGCGGUCAGAGACAAAGAGACCUCGGUCCCAGCGCAACCCCGCGCGGGCCGGCCCGGGCUCCCCUCGAAGGCUCCCAGGGCAAUGGCCCCCCCGCGAUCCCCGUCUCGGGAGUGCUGACCUCUCCCUCUGACCGCCCUCCAGCCCCUCCGCGUCUGGGGCUCUCCUUUCGUUCCCAGCCCCCUUUCCAGUCUGUCUGUCCGUCGGUCCUGGCGCGCAACCUCCGGCCACCGGCUUGGAUGGACGCGCGGAGGCUGCCCGAGUGUCCAGGGAUCUUGCUUCCGAAGUUGGUCCUGCUCUUUGUCUACGCAGAGGAUUGCCUUGCUCAGUGUGGGAAAGACUGCAGAUCUUACUGCUGUGAUGGAACCACACCCUACUGUUGCUCCUACUACGCUUAUAUUGGGAAUAUCCUCUCGGGUACAGCAAUUGCUGGCAUAGUGUUUGGAAUUGUAUUCAUCAUGGGGGUCAUCGCUGGAAUUGCCAUAUGUAUCUGCAUGUGUAUGAAAAACAACCGCGGGACCCGCGUGGGCGUCAUCAGGACCACCCACAUCAAUGCCAUUUCCUCCUAUCCUGUGGCACCACCCCCCUAUAGUUAUGACCAUGAGAUGGAAUACUGUGCCGACUUGCCACCUCCCUACUCCCCGACCCCACAGGCUUCAGCACAGCGUUCUCCACCCCCUCCUUACCCUGGAAAUUCAAGAAAACAAUCCUUCUCCCAGAACAGAAUAUGUGCCAAUCAGAGAUCUUGCCUGGAAUAAAAUGCCUCUACUCAGAAACAGGAAAGGAUUGCUCUAAGGAAUACUUUUUUGGGUCAAACAAUAUGUCAGGUGGAAUAUCCAGGCUAAGAAAUACUGAGUUUUUACCCCUCUCUGAGCUGACCCCAUCUGGAGUACUGUUUGGUUCAAUGGUAUCACAUUUGAAGAGAUGUACUGAUCAAUGCAGUCACAUUCAGAGAAGAGUAAUGAGACAGACAAAACAUCUGAAAAUCAUAUUGCUUAAGGAAACUACAAUAUUGAUCCUGGAAAAGAGAAGAAUGAUGUAAGAGAGGAGAAUAGCCUGGAGUACAUAAGGAAACAACUAUAUUCUGUGUAGCUUUAAAAGUCAGAACUAGAAUUAUUCAUUCUUUUGUUCAUUAGUAAAUACUGUUCAAGUGCAUGAGAGCCUACUCUGUGCCUUUCACUGUUUAAAGCACUGGAUGGAAGCUACAGAAACUUUGGUUUCUGGAUAAGAACAAGGAACUUUGGUUUCAGGAUAAGAAAGAGGAGUUGGAGCUUCCUUAUUGACUAGAUUGUUUUGUGAAGUUUCCUAUUACCAAGACUUCAAACAGAAUCUAUCUGGUAGAGACAUGUUCUAGAAAGGACAGCUAAAUCAAAUGGUAGAUGGGUCCACUGGGACCCAAACAUUCUGCUCAUGGUUUAGUUAAGUGUGAAGUAAAUUUCUAUGCCUCCAAGAAUGAAAACAAUUAGAACAGUUUAAUCUUAUCUAUUUAAUUUGACAAGUUAAAACAGGAUCAAAGGGACUCGACAGCUGCUUGAAGCCAAGAACUCUUCAGUGCUAGCUACUGCCAUCUAAAAAUCAUCUGACUUUAGUGUUUUAUUAUGACAAAAGUUAUUCCAACUGUGGGAAAAAAACACUGUAUCAAGUUCUACAAACAACAGAUACUUCAUUUCAGAUUAAAAGAUUAGAAGCUGAAUAUUCCCAUGGGAUUUUACAUCAGGGAGUAAAACUGUAGAACUUGACCGUGAAGAUAUAUAACAGUUUAUGAAAAGAAGAGAAAAUGAAAUUUGCAUUCUGUUCUGUGGAAUUCCAUUCAUAUGUAGCUUAGACAGCUUUCUCUUCUGUAAUAUUUUGAAAAUAUAUUCCCUUGAAAAAGUUAUACAGUUAAUAGAAAGGUUAAGAUAUUGACAUCAAACUGUUGCCUUUUGCCAAAAUCCAAAUGUUAUGAAGUGCCUACCUUCAAGUAUAAAAUUUUGGCUAAAUAAUUCUAAUGUGCUGUAUUUUGCUGCAAGUGACCUUAACAUUUAUAUUUUUAUGUGGGCCCUUUCAUAUAUUUAAAAUUUACAUUGACAAAAUAUUGGGGGAGAGUGAUGCCACCAAAAUGAUGACAUACAUCAUUCCUGAAUUUGCUCCCCCUUACGAGAACAACUAACAGCCAUCCCAAAACAAGACGUCAUUGAGAGAAUCCUAGAACGCAGGACUGAAGCUGAAGAAUACCCCCCACACAGACUUCAGAGACUGAGAUAGACUGUAUUAGAGGGGUAAGAGAAGUUACUGCAUGUUGACUGUAUUGCCUGUUCCCCAGGACAGUGCAGCACCAUGGGGAGAGGUGUCUUCUGAGCCUCCACUUCCUCCAGUGGAAAAGAGAACCCAAGAGGGAACAACCAGCACUGCCCCCCCAGCAUUGUGGGUCACUCGUGAGCACCCCUACUCUCAUCCCAUACCACUGGAAUUGCAGGGCUCAGCCACUGGAAAUAUAACUAUGACAGAGAAUGAGGGAGGAGCUUACAACAACCAGCACAUGGAUGUUGGCAGACCAAGUUCAUAUUGGCAGUGCCCAAAUAGUAAUCUCAACCAGUGGCUUUGCUCAUCUGUAGAACCAAGCUAGAAGUACACUCUGACUGGGGAACUUGGAGAGGUACAGAUCUGCCUGAUUCAGAUCCUCAAACAAGAUGUUUGCCAGUCCUAUGGCCCAAUUUGCUCAUACGUAGGCAGGGUACUGAGUCACAGCCCCACACACUGUGGAGAGUGCCUUCAGCACCAUCUGACCAGAAGGGCUAGAGACAACUCCUGGAAGCUGUGUGGCCCAGUGGCACUUGAGCUGAGAGAAGAGCAGACAGAGCCAGUAGUUUGCAGAGCCAUUGGCCUAAUUUGGCCAGGGAACUUAAGGCGUGGGUCUUCUUGAGUUAAGACAAAGAGCUUUACCAGUUUUACAGCUGCUUCUCCUAUUGCACACAGAAAGGGAAUCUAAUUCAUGGCCUUGCUCAUGGCUAAAUAUAGCCUUCAGCUAUCUGACCAGGGAACCUAACCAGAGCACAAGGGAAGCCAUAGAGUCCAUCUAACAGCUACAUACAGUGGCGCUUGAACAGUGAGCACAACUUCCUCCAUCUGCAGAGCAUCACCUAAGCAGGGAAUUCAGUGGACACUCAGGCCUGAUUUGAAGCCCCCAAACAGUGAUCUCUAUGUGCCCUGAACCUGGGCUGCUGUCCUGCCAAGAAGAGAAGCAGGGAACAUAACUCCAUCUACUACUGAAUACAGACCCAGUCCCAACCAUCUAGUAAGCCUGAGCAGAGAAUAAGGCAACUGAGGACCCCAUCCUACAGCCUCACUUGGAUAGCGAACCAAGCCAGGAGUCAUAUCCAACUAUUUUCAUCCAGUGGUACAAUACCCCAUCCCUGUCCAUCCAAGGCAAGUUGCCUUGACCAAAGCAGUCCAUAAUAGCAGGCCCUGCCUGCCCAAAGACAUUACCAACAGACACACCCAGCAAAAUAAAAUGAGCUGACUAGUGAAGAACUAUCUGUGCCAAAGCAAACCUAUAAAGUCUGGAAGAAGAGAUUAAUUACUCAAAUACUCAGAUACCAAUGCAAGAAAUCAAGGAUCACGAAAAAUCAGGUAAAUAUGAUGCCACCAAAGGAAACUAAUAAAACUCCAAGAACUGACCCUAAAAAAAAUGGAAACCUAUAAACUAUCAGACAAAGAAUUCAGAACAAAUCUCUUAAAGAAGUUUAGUGAACUUCGAGAGAACAGAGACAGAAAACUAACAAAAUUAGGAAAACAAUGCAUGAACAGGAGAAGUUUGACAAGGAAAUAGCAACCAUCAAAAAAACAAAAACAGAAAUCUCAGAGUUGAAAAAUACAAUAAAUGAACUGAAGAAUUCAAUAGAGAGUUUCAAAAGUAGAUUCAAACAUGCAGAAAAAAAAAAUCAUCAACCUGAAGGAUAGGACAUUGGAAAUUACCCAAGGAGAAAGAAAGAUUAAAAAUAGCAAAGAAAGCCUAUGGAAAUUAUAUGACAAUGAAAAGGAACAAUAUGUGCAUCACAGGACGUCCAGAAGGAAAAAAAGAGAAAGGGACAGAAAGCAAUAAUGGCUGAAAACUUCCUGAACCUGGGGAGAAAAAUGGAUAUAUAGAUCCACAUGGCCCAAAGGAUCCCAAACAGUUUGAACCUAAGGACAGAGGGCUACACUGAGACACAUUAUAAUUAUAUAGUCAAAAGUCAAAGACAAAAUAUUUUUUAAUAGCACCAAGAGGAAAGAGAGAACUAACAUACAAUGAACCCCCCAUAAGACUAUUGGAUUUCUCAACAGAAACUCUUCAGGCCAGGAGAAAAUGGGAUGCCAUAUUCAAAACACUGAAAGAAAAUAACUGUCAACCAAAACUGUAUACCUGGAAAAGCUGUCCUUCAGAAAUGAAGGAGAGAUAAAGACUAUCUGAACAAACAAAAGCUGAGGGGGUUAAUUACAACCAGACCUACCUUACAAGAAACAAAACACAAAAAGGUAACAUGAAUCUCCCUGGCAAUGAAAAAUAUAUAGUCAUAACUGGAUUCUGCAAUAUGGUAAUAGUGAUACAUCACUCACUCACAACUCUAGUUUAAAAUUUUUUUAAAGGAAUGUAGCAAAAAUAACCAUAAAUACAAUAAUCUGUUAUUAGUUACACCAGCUAAAAGAAAUAAAUUAUAACUGCAAUAAUCUAAAAUGUGAGGGGCAGAAGUAAAAGUAUAAAGUAUAAAAAUUGUAUUUAUUUAUAGGCUUAAUAUAGGUUUAAAAUAGGGUGUUAUGAGUUUAAGAUAUAUUAUGCAUGCCUCAUGGUAACCACAAGGGAAGAUCUUGAGGUAAUCACACAAAAGAACACAAUAAAUAAGUCAAAGCAUACUGAUACCAAAAAAAUCGAAACACAAAAAAAGAAAGCAGGAUAAGAAAGAAGGAACAACGGAUCUACAAAGAAAUGAGGAAAAAAAAUUAACAAAAUGGCAAUAGUAAGCCCUUAACUAUAAAUAAUUACAUUAAAUGUAAAUGCAUUACAUUCUUCAAUCAAAAGACAUAGAAUGGCUGAGUGUAUUUCAAAAACAAGAUCCAACAAUAUCAAACUAAAAGAGACCACUUUAGCCUUAAAGACACACAUGGACUGAGAGUGAAUAUGAACAGACAGAAAAAAGACAUUUAAAGCAAAUUGUGCCAAAAAAAAAAAAAA
Leptonychotes weddellii (Weddell seal) is the source of this 5255-nucleotide messenger RNA. It is a transcript of the gene CYYR1, whose product is annotated as cysteine and tyrosine rich 1. The record is from RefSeq and is a predicted model, not a curated record. NCBI's taxonomy places the organism in Eukaryota, Metazoa, Chordata, Mammalia, Carnivora, Phocidae.